This is a messenger RNA of Pungitius pungitius (ninespine stickleback), 1063 nucleotides long. It is a transcript of the gene lenep, whose product is annotated as lens epithelial protein. Gene Ontology annotation, biological process: multicellular organism development. The transcript has a single exon. The record is from RefSeq and is a predicted model, not a curated record. Bases 430 to 624 code for a protein of 64 amino acids. NCBI's taxonomy places the organism in Eukaryota, Metazoa, Chordata, Actinopteri, Perciformes, Gasterosteidae.
CGAUAGCCUUAUCACAUUCUCUCCUGAACAAAGAGAGCGAUGCGGUGGGAGUUUUACUGGAACUCUCUUGUUUGUGAAAAGAUGAGCCCGUGACAGUGGGGAGCUGACUCUGCGAUUAUCAGAGCAUAGUACUCAUCGGUGCUAGACAACAGAGCGGAACAGUGCACAGCAGAAGGUAAACAAGGCCUUGAAUCAAUCAGCAGAUGUUUGAAAGCGGAGAACAGUUGAGAAAAAGGAUGUGGAGGCAGGCAGAGUUUGAUCAGGAGGUUAUAAGUAGAGCUGACCAUGCCUGGAAUACGAAAAGGACCUCAGCUGCUGCCCCGGGCCGGUCUGAUGCGAUUUGUCUGACCUCACCUUCUAUUUCGUCUCAUCGACUCCCCUGCCUGUUGCCUCUGCCGUUUUUUUUUUUUUUUGGUUCUGAUCGGAGCAAUGCAUCCAGAGCAUCCUCUUCCUCAGGCCAUGCCUUCCUCCUCCAUAGCAAAGCACCUGAGAGACAUGGCGAUGGGUCUUGGGAAAGGCAAGAACUUCCUCGGAGGAAACGCCACCUACGGUUUCAUCCAGUCGUUCAAGGAAUGCCUCUACUUCCUCCUCUGCUGCUGGUGCAUCAAGGAGAUCCUGGACUGAAGGACGGAAAAAGAGUGGAUCGAGUGGUCAAACGUUGAUUUUAGCUUUUUCUCCGUUGGCUCCUGUAGUGUAAAUUCAACCAGCUUUUAUUACAUUGGGAAUGGAGUGUUGGACCAGUGAUAAUAGCAAAGCAUUGGCAAGUACCAUUCUUGUCUAACAACAAGCUACUUGAGCACUCAGCCUAAAUGAUAAGAUUCCGUUCAUGUUUUGAAUUUCUCAAAACAAGGUUGUCAAUUUUGCUACACAGCAGCUAUUUCAAUGAGGAAUAGAUCAACUACAUCAUACAAUUAUUCUAUGUGUUGAAAAAUCUUUUUAAUCUGUUUUUCAGUGUCUGUAGGAUGCUCUUCUUUGGUCCAAGGAGAAACACUUUUACAGAAGCUCGAAAUGUUCACCCUGCUCAUCAGAUAUCUUGAGGAAUGGCAACCCUGAUGUGUACAAC